AGCUCCUCCACAGGCUGCACAUGAAGUUUUCAGUCAGUCGCACUGAGGCUGCAGGAGGAAUCCACAUCCAAAGCAUCCAGACUUUUAUUUUAUUUUUAGUUUUUUAUCCUCCUCACUGAGAUGUUGCGAUGUUCCGCGCAGCUUCACAAACCGUGGACUUGUUUUGGCUGAUUCUUUUCUUCUCUUUUCUAGUUUUUCUGCCGGAGUCCGGCUGCAUCAGAUCAGCCGAUGUGGACAGCUGUCAUGAGGUGAAGACAGCCUACAUGAUGCGCCAAAUAGGCCCGGUGGAGCUGGUGCCAGACAGGCCGGGGACAGAUGAGUCUCUCCGAGUGUGCCUCCACCCCGGGCCCAGCUGCUGCACCAGUAAGAUGGAGGACAGCUACAUGGCGGCUGUUCGCAGCGAGACGCAGCAGAAGAUGCGAUCCUACAGCUUCGAACUGAAGUACCUGAUCGCUGGACACACGAAGGCCUAUCAAGAGACCUUCGAAUCACUCGUGUCCUUCACGUCCAACUUGACCGGCACUCUGUUCGACAGCGCCUACUCCGCUCUGGCGUCCGACUGUCGCCCCCUUGUGCUUCAGUUGUUCAGCGGCAUCGAACGCCACCUUUCCGGAGACUCGAAUUCCUCACUGGACCACAGCGUGCGUUGCUUCUACAACGACCUUUUCCCAUUGGUCUACCGCCGCCUGCUCAACCCUGGGAUCGGCCACACGUCACCCCAAUCCUCCUCCUCCCCCUCCACAAAUCACGACGACUGCCUGCGGAUGACGCGGCAGGACGUCAGCCCGUUCGGACCUCAUCCUCGCCUUCUGGUCAGCAGCUUGUCCCGCGCUCUGAGGGCGGGGCGAGCGCUGAGUCGACUGCUCAGGCUGGCCGGAGAGGUCGUGAACGCGACCGAGAAGGCCACGUUAUCUCGAGAGUGCGGACGUGGCUUGGUGAGGAUGCAGUACUGUUCGCACUGCAGAGGGCUGACGCUGAUACGGCCCUGUACCGGACUGUGUGUCAACGUCAUGAGAGGAUGUCUGAUGGGCGUUUCAGAGCUCGGCGCCCCCUGGGGGAGUUUGGUGGUGUUGCUGCAACGUCUGGCUGCGACUUUAGCGACCAGCAGCAACCACAACAGCAUGGAGUUAGCUCUGCUGGCGGUCCGAAACUACGUGAACGACGCCAUACUGCACGCUCAGCUGCACGGGCCACGCAUUACAGCCACAGUAGAGAAGGUUUGUGGACCCCAGGCGGCUGGUCCCAUGACGCCGAGCGCAAAUCCAACCACCACGUCUCAAGCUCCGUCCUCCGUGAGCCCGGCUGCAUCCGUCACCUCGCAGAGGUCACCUGUGACGUCGUCUCCCUCGGCGAAAUCCCGGAGCAGGUCAUUCCUUCCCAGAGGCUCCAGAGGAGACAAGAGUCGCAGCCUGAAAAAACUGUCAAGGGAGUUCGAGGGCUCGAUCCAGCGGUACCAGUGGUUUUUCUCAGAGCUGCCGGAGAUGCUUUGCGAAAGCGAGAUGGCGGUCGAGCAGCACACGUGCUGGAGCGGCCAAGACGUCGUAGAGAGUUAUGCAGGUCGUGUGGUUGGCAGCACUUUAAAAGCCCAGAGGGAGAACCCGGAGAUGACUGUCCGUAAUACAGAUCCUGUCCUGAAGGGGGCGAAACUGAGGCUGGAGCAGCUAACACAGGAGCUGUUAGUGGAGCUCGACUGGGCCAGAAAAACCAGAGGAAAGGUGGAGGAAGAGGAGGGAGGGAGCGCACAGACAGAGAGAGGCAGCGGAGACGACUGUGAUGAUGAAGACGGCUGUGAAGCAUCUGGUGAUGAGACAGGUGAUACAUCCAGCGGUCGCAGUCCAGCCACAAAGGACAUGUCCUCGCCUCCUCCUCCUCCCCCUGCUGCCCGUCGUCCUGUGCCUCCACAUCGUGUCUCACCUCCACAGGUGGCAGUUCGAAGCUCAGCCCGCACGCCGUCUCUUCGACCUUUGACCCUGAUCGCCCUGCUGCUGCUCCUGCUGCUGUCGCCAUGGGAACACCGCUGAUCACCUGGAGACUGACAGAGACAAAAAAACAAAAACAAAAAAAGACUGAGAGACAGACACAUGAGUUGUGGUGGUGAGGUUUGAGUGUUUUGGUUUGGGGUGGCCCGGCUGCUGGGACGAGCUGUCGGGUCAUCACAGGUGCAGGUGCGCACGUGUAUGCAUUUCUAUGUUACCUGUACUGACCUCUUCAUGCGUUUGUUUAUCUGUAUUAACUCUGAUAGGAUAGGUUGCACAGCACUACUGACUUUUUUUUUGAAGAGAGAUGUAAAUACAAAUAUAUAUAUAUUAUAUAUUUAUAUAAAGAAUUUCUAUAGAUAACAAUGGCUUGGUGUGUACAUAGAGAUUAAUAUAGAACAGAUCAGAUUCACAUUAAGCGAUGCUUAGUUUGGUUCGACCUUUACGUGACGUAGCCCCCGCAGAGAUUCACACUGAGGAGGACGGAGCGCUAAACAUAGGCUGGGAAAGGACGUGAAGACACUUUAUGGAAAGGCAAAGCUACAAAUUACGUGUCACUUCAGACUAUUUGCAGAAGAAUCUGACAGGCCUGUGCAGCCGUCCGGCUCUCCACACCAAGAUGCUCUUUGUUCAUGCGAGCUGGGUGCUUCUCCUUCAUCACUGCAGCGAGUAUGCUGAGAGUUUUAACUGUGUAACACUUUCUCAAACUGUUAACUCCCCACAAAAUGCCUCUUUAAUAAUCGCUGAGAUCUCGCCCAAGAAAACUGUUUGUGAAUCUGUCAACAUUUCUCUGCAUAAAAAUAUCUCCUUUUGUCUUGGUAGCUGUGGGAACAAUGAGUCCUCGACUGUUCAAGUGUGCAGAGUUGUAACAGCACCACAGGGAGAGAUGUAACAGCUUCUAUUUCAACUUCAAUCGGACUUGUGAGCUCUGUUAAAAAUAAGAAUAUGAAGAAAAGACUAAAUAUUUAUGAGCGUCUGCCUGGAAAGUCAUCGUCAUGUACAAACACUGAGCAGUGUUUUUAAAGGCUGGCCGAACUCCAAAUGUUUUAAAUAAAACUGCAAUAAGUAACAGAAGACUUCCAAUAAAACACGAGUCAGCUGAUACUUGUUAUCAGCUCGUCUCCGUAUCCAGUGGAAGACGAGAGAUCAGGUUUCAGGAGAGCGAUCAGAGUAUGAGAAUUAAAUGUAAUUCAUAUAAAUCAGGGCCAGCACGUCCUCCCGGCUCUCUCUGUCGAGUCCCCACAACAGCAGGACGGGCAGUGAUUAAAUCAAUUAACGAGGGAGCAGAUGAAGCAGCUGAAGGACACCGACGGGGAUUUUCUUCUCCUUACAAAAUAACGAAAUUCCCAUAAGAAUGUGUCGACUCUCAUCACCUGAGAGGUUUUUUUCAUGAAGGAAUGUGACUGAAAGGUGAGACGACGUGAGGUCCAAAGUGUGGGCACCGAGCCCAAACACUGUGUUAGGUAGCGGGAUGCUUUUUAUAAAAUAAUCUGUCAAACAAGCGCUGUAAUCUGAUUUAAAAUACGACUCAAACAUUUAUACCCAAGAUAAUGAGAUGAUGAAAAUCUGGAUUGGAGCCAACUCCUCCAUCUCUCACAGACCUCGACCUACAUAAACAAACCACCGACACACACCAACGCACAUCCAGAUAAGUGGAGACACUAUUUUAAUGUUUCUCAACCCAGGAUGAGAUCAGAGUAAAAAAAGUUUUCAUGCUUCUAAUGCUGUAAUAAUAUUGAGCAGCUGUAAUAAUAAUUAGGUCAUAACUCAAGUUAAAUCAUGUGGAAGGCGAAGCAUUCUUUGGAUGCUACAAACUUCUAUCUGUGCAGCAUCACCAGUUCAAAUCUUUGUUUCAGUCCCCUUCAAUCUUGUUUGUGCAUAUUUCUGUAUGAGAUGUUUUAUCUGUCGUUCCUCUCGUGCCGUGAUGGUUCUCAGCAUGAACGCCGGUGUGCCACGGGCCGAGCUGCGCUGUCAUUCCUAUCCACAUUUCAUCCACUCGGUGUACUUCGUGGAGAUCUAACAGCUGAUGUUUUGUGUUUAGAAAGUCUAAUUUUGUCAUUUUUUAACGUAGCAGGAAUGCUGGCAUGCAACAAACAAGCAGUUAGCUUCAGUUCUUUGGUUUCUGCCGCCACAAUUUAAUAAACUAAACCAGUGACUGUCAUGUGAAACACAAAAAUAAAGCUACUGUAAUAUGCCGA
Molecule: messenger RNA, 4174 nt
Organism: Larimichthys crocea (large yellow croaker)
Lineage: Eukaryota; Metazoa; Chordata; Actinopteri; Sciaenidae
Product: glypican-5
Exons: 11
Coding region: 129-2021 (630 amino acids)
Biological process (GO): regulation of protein localization to membrane; positive regulation of canonical Wnt signaling pathway; cell migration
Cellular component (GO): cell surface; extracellular region; plasma membrane
Source: RefSeq, a predicted model, not a curated record